AUGCAUCCCUUUGACCCUCUGACACCCAGGGAAAUCACCAAGGUCGCGGCCAUCACCCGCCCUCUAUUCCCGGGAAAGAAUCCAAAUUUUCGUGUCAUUACCCUGAAGGAGCCUCUGAAAGAGGAGAUGGUCCACUUCUUGGAUCAGGAACAUCGCGGGCUGCCUGUUACCACACGUCCUGCUCGCAUCGCUCGAGUCCAGGUUGUCAUCCGUGAUGAUUUCGGAUCAAACCAGUUAAUCGAGUUGUUCAUUGAUCUUGACAAAGCGGAAGUGACCAAGCAGCAACACCUCGUGGGAAAACAUUCCUUUAUCGAUUCCGAGUAUAUGAAGGCUGUUGAGAAAGCUUGCAUGGCAGAUGAGCGAGUUCAGAAAGAAAUACAGACGCUCAAUUUACCUCCCAAUGCUUCUGUCGUUGUCGAAGCUUGGGCAUAUGCUACGGAUGGGAUGAAUGACAUGUCACAGCGCACAUCAAUGUGCUGGUUUUAUAUGCGUCUCCUCGACAACCCGGAUGCCAAUUACUACGCUUACCCAUUGGAUCUAUGUGCUGAAGUGUCGGAGCAGCUUCAGGUUACCAAAAUUUACCGGCUGCCAUCGUCUGAGAAUGAGCGUGUCCACAAUAACUCGCAACCCUUUGAUCACAACAAAAUCCAUUCAACCAUGGCUAGCGAAUAUCAUCCCAGUUUGCGGCCACCACCGCGCGCAACCACAAAGCCUUACCAAGUGGUGCAGCCGGAAGGUCCGUCGUUCAAAACGCACGGCAAUCUACUCACAUGGGAGAAGUGGCAGAUGAGAGUUGGAUUCAAUUACAGAGAAGGCCUCACUCUCCAUGACAUUCGUUACGACGACCGUAGCCUCUUCUACCGUCUCUCUCUUGCUGAAAUGUUUGUACCUUACGGCGACCCCCGUUCCCCGUAUCCUCGCAAAGGUGCCUUCGACCUGGGCAACGACGGCGCGGGAAUCAAUGCGAAUAAUCUGCGCCUUGGAUGUGAUUGCCUAGGCGUGAUUAAUUAUUUUGACGGCUGGCACAAUACCAGCUCUGGGGAACCCAUGAAACUACCCAACGUUGUCUGCUGUCAUGAGCAGGACGACGGGAUUUUAUGGAAACACACCAAUUUCCGGACCCAGAAUGCGGUAGUCACACGUUCCCGUAUCUUGGUCCUACAAACUAUCAUCACCGUCAGUAACUAUGAGUACAUAUUUGCAUUCCAUUUCGGCCAGGAUGCAUCGAUCCACUACGAGGUUCGCGCAACAGGGAUUCUAUCAACCUGCCCUAUUAACAUUGGCGACAAAGUACCCUAUGGCACUAUUGUAGCACCAGGUGUGCUAGCCCCAUAUCACCAACAUCUAUUCAGCCUCCGCAUUGAUCCCUCCAUUGACGGCCACGCCAACUCUCUGCAAGUCGAAGAGUCCAACCCCAUGCCUCUUAACGACCCAACCACCCACAAUCCUUUUGGGGUGGGCUAUACAACAAGCUCAACCAUAGUCCAGAACGAAGGCGGACAUGAUCUCGACUUCACCAAAAGCCGACGCUUCAAGAUCAUCAACGAGCAGAAAAUAAACCCCAUCACUGGCACGCCGGUAGGGUUUAUGCUUAAUCCGUGCUAUAGCCAGAUGCUCCUGGCCCAUCCAGAGUCUUUCCACUCGAAGCGAUCCGAAUUCAGUAAUCACGCUGUUUGGGUUACUCGUUAUGAUGACGAGGAGAUUUUCCCUGCGGGUAGACAUACGAUGCAGUCUACAGGUGGCGAGGGGAUCGCUUCGGGGAUUGAGCAGCGUCGUAAUGAUGACACUGCCAAAACCUCGGUCCGUAAUGAGGAUAUUGUAAUCUGGCAUACCUUUGGAUCAACGCAUAACCCGCGCAUUGAGGACUGGCCCGUUAUGCCGUCUGAAAAGAUGGUCGUUGGUCUAAAGCCUGUUAACUUCUUCGCUGCCAACCCUGGUCUGGAUGUUGCGGUUUCGACACAAGAGGAGAAUCAAAGUGUUCUGGUCGAAGGUGGAAAGGAUGAAACAUGCUGCAAAUUGUAG
This is a messenger RNA of Aspergillus wentii DTO 134E9, 2022 nucleotides long. RefSeq lists its product as uncharacterized. Bases 1 to 2022 code for a protein of 673 amino acids. Gene Ontology annotation, biological process: amine metabolic process. NCBI's taxonomy places the organism in Eukaryota, Fungi, Ascomycota, Eurotiomycetes, Eurotiales, Aspergillaceae. The transcript has 3 exons. Gene Ontology annotation, molecular function: copper ion binding; quinone binding; primary methylamine oxidase activity. The record is from RefSeq and is a predicted model, not a curated record.